CCACUAUCCGCGUGACGGGAUGAAUGUCCCGCCGCUUUCGGAGCUGCCGCUAGAUGACAUCGCCGGUCAUCACAAUUCAUGUGUUAUUCAGGAAGUAAAGGACUUGGCGGAAGAGCUUGCAAGCCUGUGGCGUGACAACCGUUUGAUGCGCGAAAGCAACGAUCAGCUCAAGCGUCACAACGACGAAAUGCGCUUGGCUUACAGCGUCCUCUCCGCAGAAUACGAAAGUAUCCGCGCCGAUAGUCACGCGGCCGAGGUUCUCUUUGAAGAGCACGCGGCGAUUUCGCGCAAAGAAAUCGAGAUGAGACGUCAACAAUUUGAAGAGGCCAACAAAUGCAUACUGAGACCUCAAGAAAUUGAAAAGCUCCGGCAACAACUUUUGGAAGAACUUGAACUCCCAACACGGGAAGCGAUGAAUGAGCUCGAAUACGAAGUAGAAGACGCGACUCAAAGCUACGCGAAAGCUGUUCGUGCCCUUAGGAGUCUGCGUGCGCAGCACGACGUUGAAGUUGCACGCCUACUCAGCGAAAAUGAAAGCUUAAGACGUGACCACUCACAAGAACUUCGCGUCUUGCACAAGGAAUUGCGAGUCAUGGAAGACAUAUUAAAGUUUAAGUCGCAAGAAGUAAAACAGCUCGAAAAACAGUUACGAGAUAGCACCCAUGUCUUAGCACGCGACGAUGCCCUUGCCACACAAUCUAACUUGCGAAAACUUGCCGUGCUAGCUGCUGAAAAAGCUGAGGAAAGGCUCGCAGCCCAGAUCUCAUUGACAGGGCAGCUUGAGCGACGUCUCAGCUCCACCGUCGCUCAGAUUACGGUAAGAGAGGACCAUAUCGAACGUCUGAUGAGCUCCUUGAAUGAAGCCGAAUCACACAAAGUAAUCCUGUUACGCAAAGUUGAAACUGACCAAAGAAAGCACCUUGAGGAGGUAAAACGCGUGACGGCACAUGCCAACCUUGCGAUUGCAGAACUGAAGGCUCGAUUCGAUGUCGAACGCGUCGAAGCAGCUAAUGCAACCCGAUCAAUAUCGUUGAAACUAACCUCACACGAGGACUGCCUUAAGAUCAUCCAGGAUGAGUGUGAUAGGAGAGCACGCUCAGCUGAGGCUUCAUCUCGACGCGCACACCAAAGUGCCACGGCAAGCAAGUUAGAGUCCGACUUAAAGUUGGAUGCUUCAGCGACGGAAUUGAUCGCCUGUAAGUCGGAGUUGCUGAAAGCAUCUGGCGAAACAGAGGGUUUGCGCAGAGCCCUGGCUGCGAUGGAUGGAGGAAGUGGAAAACAGCUUCCAACAUAUUUUAAUUUGCUUGAACAGUGCAAGUCGGAUCUCAAGCGCGAGCAGCUGCGCGUCGUCGAGUUGCGUAACGCUCUCCACCUCAUCAAAACUCAGAACUUCGAGUUCGAGGCAGCUAUUUCUGCGCUGGACAAUGAGUCAAGGAAAUUGUUGAUGCUUCUUGAGCAAAGCAAAAUUGCGCACGCGAAAGAGACAAUGAAUCUCAAGCAUAAGUGGCACGCUGAUAGACGCUCAUUUUUGAAGCGCGUGAAAAAAGUUGCUGUGAUUUGCGAGACUCGGCGCCGGACUACCUCUCGUAAAGCAAAGAGAAAAAUCACACGUCAGCAGAGAAGAAUGCUUUCCCUCUCACCAGACCCGGUCCUGGCUCGCCUUGACAGUAACCGGUCAACAUCGAGACAGGGAAUCAAUGUUUACACGACGAAUUCAGUCUUACGUCCUGCUCCCAUGGAGUUUAGCGACGAGUUUGUGGCUCUGGAAAAAAGACAAAUACAAUUUGUGCAUAUGAUUAGCAGUGAUUUGAAAUAGUUUCAUUCAAGUUGCGGAACACGAUUGAAACUG
Micromonas commoda is the source of this 1849-nucleotide messenger RNA. RefSeq lists its product as hypothetical. The transcript has 4 exons. Bases 20 to 1816 code for a protein of 598 amino acids. NCBI's taxonomy places the organism in Eukaryota, Viridiplantae, Chlorophyta, Mamiellophyceae, Mamiellales, Mamiellaceae. The record is from RefSeq and is a predicted model, not a curated record.